UGCACUGAUGCAGAAAAGUGCUGCAACCUACAUGGUGCGGCUUCUUGGUGCGAGCCGGUUUCAAGGUAAAGGGUACUCGCAUCGCAUCAUCGGUCGGUGCAGAAUGCGAUUCCACAAAACUAAUUUACCAUAGAACGCGCACCAGCUGUAACGAUGAUACGUCCUUUCGGUAAAGUGUUCCCCACGUCCAAUAUGGCGUCCGGCUCAUCCAAGGGGAGCCUGUACCAGUUCCAGAGGCUUCCAUAUAAUCCCGCCACUCCCAGACGACGGAUAUCCCCGCUGGAGCGGAUUUGGGUAACGUUGAAACGGGUGUUUUACUUUGUCCAGUUCCUGUUCAAGAGCAUCCCGAUCUGGAUCCAGCUGUUUUGGGAAUGGUUGAAUCCACCUCCUCCGAAGAACAUUGCGGGUUGGAACGCGCUGGUGACGGGGGGGUCGAACGGAAUUGGGCACGCCACUUGUUUGGAACUGGCCAAGUUCGGGUGUAACGUGAUCAUAGCCGACGUCGAUGUGGACAAUGGUGAAAAGCUGGUUCAGGAACUGCGCAAGUAUCGCGUCAAGGCAGUCUUCUACAAGGUUGACGUGGCGGAGUACGAUGCGAUCGUGGAGCUUGAGCGGAAGAUUGAACGAGACAUUGGGCAUGUGGACAUCCUGGUCAACAAUGCUGGUCUGAUUCCGUUCCUGGUGCCAGACGAAUACAGCCCGGAGAACAUCCGAAGAAUGGUGAACGUGAACCUGAUGAGCCACUUCUGGACCAUAAAUGUGUUCCUACCGGGGAUGUACCGCCGUCGUCGGGGGCACAUUGUGGGUCUUUCCUCGCGGACUGCCUACAUACCGACGGGGUACAUGCGAAACUACCUGACCACCAAGUAUGGCAUCCGCGGAUUCAUGGAGGACCUUCACGACGAGAUCUGGCGAGCCGGAUUCGAGGGGCAGGUCGUUACGACUACCGUAUUUCCUUCGAUCUUCAACACUCGGAAGGAGUCUAUGGAUCAUUUUCUGACGCUGCCAGGAUACGCCCAGAUGGAGUUUCCACAGCCGGAAGUCGUAGGCAGAACUAUCGUUCGUGGAAUACGAACCAACCAGCGAAAGCUUUUUGUGCCGGACUUUUUUAAACCUUGGCAACUGGCCUUGUUUGAAGAUUUACCGAGAGAGAUUACCCGGCUCCUUUAUCGGGAGUUGUUUAAGGGAUAAAUCGAAUCACAUCAACGAACUGAUUUAUGAGCAACGUUCUGUGUUAUCUUGCAGCUGCUUGCAGUGGUCAAGCCGACAUGAGAAUGUUGUAGGAAUAUUUUUCAAAUCAAUUUGAGAAAUUUGAUUCAAAAAUCAUGGGAAGACAGGCAUUAUUGGAGCAAUAAAAUAACAGUGUUAUAAUGUUUCUGGAAGA
Molecule: messenger RNA, 1384 nt
Organism: Aedes albopictus (Asian tiger mosquito)
Lineage: Eukaryota; Metazoa; Arthropoda; Insecta; Diptera; Culicidae
Product: estradiol 17-beta-dehydrogenase 11
Exons: 3
Coding region: 154-1191 (345 amino acids)
Molecular function (GO): oxidoreductase activity, acting on the CH-OH group of donors, NAD or NADP as acceptor
Source: RefSeq, a predicted model, not a curated record